GAAAAUGAGUGGCGGGUUUAACUUCGGGCAGCCCUCUACGGGCUUCACUUUCGGAGCUCAGAAGACUGCAGCCCCAGCCGCAGCCCCAGCCACUGGCUUUGGGCUGGCAAGCUCCGCACCUGCAGCAUCCGGAGGAGGCUUUACCUUCGGCACUUCCCCGCAGACCAGCACCAAUUCUACCGGCUCUUUUAGUUUCGGCGCCCCAGCGAAGAGCACAGCAGCCGGCGGAGGAUUCUCUUUUGGGACCCCUAGCACCACAUUUGGUCUGGGUACGACUCCUCAAACCACACCAGCAGGAGGGUUGACUUUAGGCUCCACGGCAGCUCCAGCGGCGGGGUCAGGGUUCACCCUCGGGGGAGGUUUGUCCGCACAGACAAACGCUGCCGCCCCUGCAGGAGGGGGCUUCACCUUUGGGACCGCUUCUCAGGUUCAACCCCAACUUGCUGCAGCAGCAACGACCGCACCAGCACCAGCACCAACGGCAGCAUCAGGUGGCCUCUCGUUUGGAGGUUUCAGCUUUGGAGCUACAAAGGUCCAGGUGACCACAGCUGCACCCUCUACUGCUACCACGGGAGGAGGCUUCAGCUUUGGCACCGGUGCUCCCUCCACCCUCACCUUGGGCACCCAGCCCCAGCCAGUCUCCACUGUUGCAGCCACAGCAGGUCAAGGUGGAGGAUUUGCCUUUGGGAUUAAACCUUCAUCAACCCCAGCUCCUCCUGCAUCAACCCAGCCAGCCCCAGCUUCAGGUCCCUCUCUCUUUGCAACACCUGUAUCUACAGCUACUGCCACUGCAACAGGUACAGGAUUUACUUUGGGUACAGCUCCAGCUUCAGCAGCAAGCAUUGCUCCUGCAACAACCACAGCAGCUGGUGGAGGUCUGUCUUUUAUGCUCAAACCUCUGGGGGCAGCUACCAUCACCUCAGCUUCUGCCACUGCCUCUACUGCCACAACUGCAGCUGCCACAACAGGUGCUGCUACAGGCUUUACACUGGGACUCAAACCCACGUCCGGCACAAGUACCACAACAACUGCCACAGCUACAACAAUCACUACAACCACAGCUCCUCCAGUGAUGACCUACGCCCAGCUGGAGGGUCUCAUUAACAAGUGGAGUCUUGAGCUUGAGGACCAGGAGAGACAUUUCUUACAGCAGGCAACUCAGGUGAAUGCCUGGGACCGCAUGCUGGUGGAGAAUGGAGAGAAGAUCACAUCCCUGCAUAAGGAGAUGGAGAAGGUGAAGCUGGACCAGAGAAGGCUGAACCAGGAGCUGGAUUUCAUCCUGUCCCAGCAGAAGGAGCUGGAGGACUUACUCUGCCCGCUUGAAGAGUCAGUGAAAGAGCAGAGUGGAACCAUCUACAUGCAGAACGCUGACGAGGAGCGAGAAAGAACGUACAAGCUCGCAGAGAACGUGGACGCACAGCUGAAGAGGAUGUCGCAGGACUUGAAGGAGAUCAUCGAGCACCUCAACACAUCUAGUGGGCCAGCAGACACCAGCGAUCCCCUUCAGCAGAUCUGUAAAAUUCUCAAUGCCCACAUGGAUUCACUUCAGUGGAUUGACCAGAAUUCAGUGCUUCUGCAGAGACGAGUGGAGGAGGUGUCCAAACUGUGUGACAACCAGCGCAAGGAGCAGGAGAAAACCUUUCGUCUAACAUUUGACUGAACUGGAAUAAAUAUGUUGGCCUCUAUAUUGACACCUAAUUUUUCAGUAGUCAUAAGCAGGGAUGUGUGUUUUUAGGAGGAAAAUUUCCUUGAAAAAACUUAAUUUUGGAUUUGCAUCCAUCACAGUUCAGUUCUGGUUGAACAGCUUUUAUAUAGAAUAGUUAAAAAUGAUCAUUUUUUUUCCUAUGUAAAUGAGUUGCUCGUUCUAAAGAAUAUGAUUAAAUAAACCUUUGGAUAAAGGUUCUGUUUUGUUGGUUAGUAAAAUAAGAUAAUACAGUAUGUCAGUGGCAGAGUUUUAGUCACAGAUGUAACAUACCUGUACAAUUUAAAGUAUAUAAAUGCUGAGAAUUUAUCUGUGAGAGCCACACACUUAUAGAAUUAGUUUUAUCCUUUGCAUAUGAUUAAUGACUAAUUGUUUCUAGCCAAAAAAAAAAAAAAAAAAAGCCAAAUACUACCCAGAUCCAGC
Molecule: messenger RNA, 2125 nt
Organism: Toxotes jaculatrix (banded archerfish)
Lineage: Eukaryota; Metazoa; Chordata; Actinopteri; Toxotidae
Gene: nup62l
Product: nucleoporin 62 like
Exons: 2
Coding region: 5-1660 (551 amino acids)
Biological process (GO): protein import into nucleus; RNA export from nucleus
Cellular component (GO): nuclear pore; nuclear pore central transport channel
Molecular function (GO): structural constituent of nuclear pore; phospholipid binding
Source: RefSeq, a predicted model, not a curated record